This is a messenger RNA of Aspergillus chevalieri, 993 nucleotides long. It is a transcript of the gene MTD1, whose product is annotated as methylenetetrahydrofolate dehydrogenase (NAD(+)). Bases 1 to 993 code for a protein of 330 amino acids. The record is from RefSeq and is a predicted model, not a curated record. Gene Ontology annotation, molecular function: methylenetetrahydrofolate dehydrogenase (NAD+) activity; methylenetetrahydrofolate dehydrogenase (NADP+) activity. Lineage: Eukaryota; Fungi; Ascomycota; Eurotiomycetes; Eurotiales; Aspergillaceae. Gene Ontology annotation, biological process: purine nucleobase biosynthetic process. The transcript has 4 exons. Gene Ontology annotation, cellular component: cytosol.
AUGGCUUCGCAGACCCAACCCCCCAGGUGCAAGGUUGUGCUAUCCAAAAACAUUGCGAACGGGCUGCUCGCGGAGGUUCAGGAGGGCGUUACUACGCUGGAAAGGGCACCUCAUCUUGUCGGGUUUUUGGCCAACAAUGACCCUGCUGCAUUGAUGUAUGCUCAAUGGACGGAGAAGACUUGUCAGGAGCACGGCUUCCGCUACUCCCUCCGCGAAGUCUCGCGCGACAACAUCGAAGAAUCCAUCCUCGCCGCCAAUGCCGACCGCGAAGUCGACGGCAUCAUCAUCUACUACCCCAUCUUCAACAACCGCCAGGACCAAUACCUGCAGCAGAUCGUCGAUGUGCACAAAGACGUCGAAGGCCUCAGCCACCGCUACAUCUUCAACAUGUACCAGAAUGUGCGCUUUCUGGACCCCGAGACCAAGCGCCAAAAGUGCAUCCUGCCCUGCACGCCGCUGGCCAUAAUUAAGAUUCUCGAGUACCUCAACAUCUACAACACGAUUCUUCCCUACGGGAACAGGCUGUUUGGUCAUACGAUUUGCGUGGUGAAUCGCUCUGAAGUAGUGGGAAGGCCGUUGGCGGCGCUGUUGGCGAAUGAUGGGGCUUGUGUUUAUAGUGUGGAUAUUACGGGGGUGCAGAAGUUUACGAGGGAGGGAUUGAAGAAGAGUACGCAUGAUGUUGUUGAUAUGGAGGGAUUGUCGAUCAAGGAUGUAGCGCCGUUGUGUGAUGUUGUUAUUACUGGCGUGCCUGGGGAGAAGUACAAGUUUGACACUAGCUUGUUGCGUGAGGGAGCUGUCUGUGUCAACUUUUCGAGUGAGAAGAACUUCGGACCCGAGGUCAAGGAACGUGCCUCUAUCUUCGUCCCCUCGAUUGGGAAGGUGACUAUCGUUGUCUUGCUCCGGAAUCUCCUGAGACUCAUCCAGAACCGGAGACUGGACGAUGUGAAGCCCGCAGCCGCUACUGAGAGACCCGGUACCCUCGAGGCUGCGUAA